Messenger RNA from Engraulis encrasicolus (European anchovy), 1745 nucleotides. RefSeq lists its product as uncharacterized. The record is from RefSeq and is a predicted model, not a curated record. NCBI's taxonomy places the organism in Eukaryota, Metazoa, Chordata, Actinopteri, Clupeiformes, Engraulidae. The transcript is spliced from 6 exons. Bases 216 to 971 code for a protein of 251 amino acids.
ACCCGAAAUGUGACGCUAUGCCUGUUUUCUUUCAUAAGCUAGUGUCGCUAUGUUUCUGUAGGCCAGUCGUUGAUUCUGAUACAUGUUGCAACUUUUGGGAAUGUUAAACCUGAACCACCCCCGAGUGCUUUCACUUUCGAGUGGAAACUUUGGCUCCGUCCGUGCGUCCUUGGUUCUGGUUGAGGCUGAUCUGGAGUCCAUCCUCUGUUGCCGUGAUGAAGCGCACAUCAGUAGUCGUCAUGGUUGCAAUGUGGUCAUUGUGUGCAAUGGCUUCUAGUAAUUCUUUGAGGUCCAAUUGCACGGCUGACCAUGACCACAGCCGUGUCACCUGUGACGUAGACUACACCAGCAUAACAGUCGACUCGUGCGAAUUCCAGAAGUGCUACAUCGACCACUGCUACAACCCAUAUGUGGAGGUCACAUACAAGGUGCUGAGCUACCAGACUGGAAGAGAUACCCUUGUCUUGGAUUUGCCCCGUGGUGUUGCCAUCAACCACCAGGGGGAGACAAAGUGCAACUUCACCCUCCACACCAGCUGUGGCUCCACUAAGACCACGUUCACACUCUCAUCUCCCAAUCAAGACACCACAGCUGCAGGGCCUCCAGAUCUGCUGGAGCUGAAAAAUAAUAGUCCUGAGCCCAACCCUAAGGUUCCACAGGCCCCCUACACCAUGUCAUCCCCUGCCAAGGCCAUGCUUGGCACUGGGGUCACGGUGAUCAUCAUCGGAACCUUCUUCAUCAUCAUCAAGAUGAAGACCAGGUGGAGGCGGCCGAGGAGGAGGAGGAGGGGAGGUGAAAAAGAAGGUGGAGAGGAGGAGAAGAGGAUAGAGGCAGGGGAGAAAACGCAUGAUGAAGACCAAGUGGAGGUGUCAGAGGAGAGGAGGAGGAGAGGAGGUGAAGGAGAAGGUGGAGACUGUGGGGAGCAACAGGAGGUGAAGUUUAACAUCACCAUAGAAAAUGAAGCACGUUGAGGAGGUGGAGAGGAGGUCGCGAAGGAAGUAGAGGUGGAGUGUACCAGUGAUCUCUUGUGGUUUGACGCUAAUAGUACCAUUAAUGGUACCAGUGCUAAUCUGUGCUAAUCAUGUCAAUCUAAGUACUGAUUACACUGAGUAGAAUAUACUGAGUAGAGAACGAUAUGCACAUUCAUGGUUAAUAUGUGGAAAUCCGGUAAAUAUGUGAAAAUCAAAAAAAGGGUGGCCUGUUCCUUUAACUGACAUUGAGAAGGUGGACCCAACAUCAUCAUCAGGAGAUGGGGACACAAGUAACUGUGGAUGAAGAAAUAUUGAGGAGGAGAGGAGAAACAGAGGUAACUGCCCAUGAGGAAUCUGGAUGGACUGUGGAGAGCAUCACCUGUAGACCUGUAUUGAGCCUUGCCUGCCACACACACACACACACACGCACGCACGCACACACACACACACACACACACACACACACACACACACACACACACACACACACACACACACACACACACACACACACACACACACACACACACACACACACACACACACACACACACACACACACACUGUAGCCUUUCAUUCAAGCUCAGGACACUAAGGAAUGUCUGCUUACCAGUUUCUGUGUAAUAUUUGAUAGCAGGAGGAGACUGAUUUCCAAACUCUACCUUUAGUUAGUGAUGUUUAAAAAUUUUGUUAGGAAUUGUCCAUGGACAAUGCAUCUAUUUCAUUAGGAAAUAAUUUAUGUAAGUAAAUUUAUAAAAUUAAAAAUAAAUUCAU